This is a messenger RNA of Sphenostylis stenocarpa, 459 nucleotides long. The record is from the annotation of a GenBank genome assembly. NCBI's taxonomy places the organism in Eukaryota, Viridiplantae, Streptophyta, Magnoliopsida, Fabales, Fabaceae.
AUGACUAUGACAGACGUCUUAAGUGAAGAACAGAUUGUUGAUUUUAAGGAGGCCUUUGGCUUGUUUGACAAAGAUGGAGAUGGCUGCAUUACUGUGGAAGAACUGGCCACUGUCAUUCGGUCAUUGGAUCAGAACCCCACAGAAGAAGAACUCCAAGAUAUAAUAAGGGAAGUCGAUGCAGAUGGCAAUGGAACCAUCGAAUUUGAUGAGUUCUUGAGCUUGAUGGCCAAGAAAGUGAAAGACACUGAUGCAGAAGAGGAGCUCAAAGAGGCUUUCAAGGUUUUUGACAAAGAUCAAAAUGGUUAUAUAUCAGCUAGUGAGCUGAGACACGUGAUGAUCAACCUAGGAGAAAAACUAACCGAUGAAGAAGUGGAGCAGAUGAUUAAAGAAGCAGAUUUGGAUGGUGAUGGGCAAGUUAACUAUGAUGAAUUCGUCAAGAUGAUGAUGACUGUUCGAUGA